Molecule: messenger RNA, 4096 nt
Organism: Petromyzon marinus (sea lamprey)
Lineage: Eukaryota; Metazoa; Chordata; Hyperoartia; Petromyzontiformes; Petromyzontidae
Gene: DESI1
Product: desumoylating isopeptidase 1
Biological process (GO): protein modification by small protein removal
Molecular function (GO): peptidase activity
Source: RefSeq, a predicted model, not a curated record
CGUGUGUAGUGACGUCACUCGCGAAGUGUCACUCGGCGUCAGCAUUCUGCGUCGGCUCUGUGAAACUCUCUGUGUCUCUGGACGCGUCUUUAAUAAUUUCAAAUACUUUGGAAUUAUUCGCGGUCCGUUGUUUCGGAUAAGUUUUUUACAAGAACGACGCAAGUUACGGCCGUCAUGGAGAGCUACGACGUGAAGCUGUACGUCUACGACCUGUCCCGCGGCAUGGCCCGGCAGAUGAGCCUGCCGCUACUGGGGAAACAGCUGGAGGGGAUUUGGCACACGGCUGUGGUGGUGUUUGGACAGGAGUAUUUCUACGGCGGAGGAGGCAUUGAGUGCUGCCAGCCGGGAGGAACGGUGCUCGGAUCCCCGGACUCGGUGGAGGAGCUGGGACAGACGCAGGUGACGGAAGACAUCUUCCUGGAGUACCUGUCGGGGCUCGGCGAGGACGCGUUCAACGGUGAGCGCUACCACCUCUUCAAGCACAACUGCAACACGUUCAGCAACGAGGUGGCACAGUUCCUCACCGGCCGCCCCAUCCCGGCGCACAUCACGGAGCUCCCCGACGAGGUGCUAGCCACCCCAUUUGGACAGAUGAUUCUGCCGCUGCUGGAGGGGAUGCAGGUGUCGGCGGCCGGGGGUCGACCUGUGGGGACACGUGGCUCCAGCAAUCUGCAGUGACAUCAUCAGCGUCGUCGUCGUUGUCGUCUUCAUCGUUGUCGUCAUCAUCAUUGUGAUCCGGUUAUUACUACGCAUGUAGCCAUUCAUCGACCCGUUAAUUGGAAUCGGUUCUUACGCCCACGACGCACUCGUGCGCAGGAGAAUCGAUUGCCGACAACUUAUGCAAAUUGUUAUAGAAAUUGUAGGAAAUUUUUGUCCCGCGCUAACGGAACGGACGUGACGCAGCGUCGGAUGCAGACAGGAUAGACGAGCCUCCGAAAGAAACGGGGGAAGUUCCGUCAUCUCUGCUGUGUGGACCAGAGGUCGGCGUGGAGCAUGGGUCUCGGAGGUAGCUCUGUGAUGGCCGCUUCCACGGGGCGUUUUCUAACACGGAAGGUUGCACCACUCUGGGAGAAAUUCCAAUGGAUUCUCUGUCUCGUGACACGAUGACGAAUGUGCAUUCGGGAUAAGAUUUUGGAGGGGAAAAACGACCGCAGCAAAAUUAGACGGGACAGAUCGUACAUUCAAGCAGGGAGUCAUUUCGGCUGCGCUUGUCCCAAGUCGGCGGUCCGGAAAAUAUUGAAUUCGCCCGGCACACCGCAUCCGGUCGACAUGUCACUAUGGCCGUGGCGACUGCUAGUCACGUGAUGCCCACACCAGUCGAGCAGCGACUUGGAAAAACAUAUUUGGCGACAGGUUAAGAAGCCGUGCGCGCAGGACAAAUGGCACGGACAGGACGGACGAGACAGACAUCGCGAAAAUGACGGGCGAUAGAAACGAGCAGGAGGAUAAGUUGAUAGUUUAAUCGAUCCGUGACCUUGAAUUGAGAUCAUGAAUCGCGAAGGAGGGGUGUGGGAGGGAAUACAUGCCUAGUCAUGAGGAUCACAGUCGGCAACGUCAUCGUCAUCGUUAGUGGUUGUAGCUCACAGGACCUUCAUUUCCAUCCUGACGUCGACAGGUUUUUAAAUGUUUAUAAUUGGUUAAUAUAUACUGUAACAUACGCACACGAUAACGAGACAAAACUCCAGUCCUUGCAGUCCGCCCUGAGCCUCGCUUAGGUUGACUCAGCACUGGGGAGACAAAGGCGGCCGGGCGUGGUGCUGGCAACGCCCCCCCCCCUUCCCCCCCCCCACCCAACUCACGUGCCAUGCCGACCUAAAUAGUUACUCGCUCAGAGCACUUGCCCCAACAGCUCUUGUAAUCUACACGGGGGACCUUUGUCUUUUCGUGUGUAUAUACGUGUGCAGCCCACGUAAUGUGGAGAGUGCCGUUUCACGUGCAGACAAAGCUCUGGUGGUGUGUGAGGUGGGGGUGGGGGCGUUGGCUGGAGCCCGUGCUGGUCCGCAAGUACUGGAGUGUGGAAUCUCUGCUUCCGAGCGACCGUAGGGCUUUGAACCCGUUGGUGGUAUUUAACGAUGCGUGCGUCUUGCAAUAAGAGAAUGAAACGUGUUCCUCGGGUCCCCUUUGCCGUUGCACGCACGCACGCACGCCGAGUAUCGUGAAGGAAGACCGUCCGUGUGCAUAGAUUCUUCCAAUAUUUAUCCCAACGCGCACACGCGCACGCGCGUCUCCUUUGCGAGUGGUUCAGUUGGGCGAGAACGACGCUGCCGCUUACGCGCCGACCAGCGGCACGGAAGCGGCAGCGCGGCCGUCACCCCCCCCCCCCCCCGUCGUUUCGUCGCCCAACCUUCUGGCAGCUUUCUUAGCAUCCUGAAGAGGCCUCUUCAGCAAAACGUCGGACUUUAUGGCGGCACAUCAUGAAAACCCCGGAGAAGCCUCCGCCCCCGGUCUCCAGCAGCUGGAAUUAUUCCCGUCCGUGGCCGGGCUGCGCUGCGUGUGCGUGUCAAGGCACAGGUGCCCGAGAGAUAUUAUUUAGAUUUAUUUUAUACUUUUGUCAACCUAAUAGGAGUUUUUUUUGUUAACGUUAAGUUUAAACGUCCUCGCUACAUAUUAUAUGCAUAUAUAAAAACGUAACAUUGUAUUGAAAUGUGGUUAUUCUACAAAAGGAGUAUGCGCAGCUAGGCCGCUCGCCCGAAACGUCGAGCGGCGACUUUAUACGUUUUCCCCGCUUACCGUUGCCGAUUUUCCCCGUUGUACAAAUCCCGUGGAACCCGUCCCGUGGGAUGGCCGCCGCAGCUUUUGCGGCGCACGCGCGGGUUCCAACACCGGAGCGCCACGCCCAGGCACUGCGCGCCUCUUGUGUGCACGGUGCGUCGAACUUCUUCCGCACCGUACGCAGCCAACCGCGCUCAUCGGAGGUGCGGAGGGGGGGGGGUGGGGGAAGGACGACAAACUAAAGACAAAGAGCAGUUGCAAAGAGAAAUGAGUUUUCAAUCUAGGUUAUUUAGAAGUGCAGGGCAUCCCAAUAUCGGAAGAGCGUUCCAGACGGCGGCAGAAGCGCCUCUGAAAGCGCGCGAUGCGGCAUGCCGUCUUUGUUCGAUGACUGUGCCGGUGUUAUCCCCCUCCCCCUCGUGGUGCGUGGGGUUUCUCUGGGUCCUCUGGUGUCCUCCCAUGUUCAGGAUAAUUCCGAAGGAAACCGUCCAAACGUGCACAGAACACAGAAUAAUGCCUCUGUAAAUAAAGGGGCUCACAAUAAUAACAAUUCAUGCAAAGCAACGAUUAGGGCCGCAAGUUCAAAUCCUGGUCAAGGCGCGACUCGGCUUCUCAUCCCUUCCUCCUAUGGUUAUUCUGGUCCCCGGCAUAGUAAUGUGGAAUUUCCACCUAGAAUGAUGGGCCCACGCUCGUGUGAGCACAUGGACGAACGUUGCCAUAUUAAACGCGAGUGUGUAUUCGUGUUCUUCAUUGCAAGGCCAUGGCGGGCCACUGACACGCGGCCCCCUGACAAUACACAAACGGCGAGAACACCCCCCAUCAUCGUGCUGUUGUCCAACCCCCAAUGGUUUCAGAUGGUGUGGCGGCCCUCGCACUGAUGAUGUCUCAUCGGCGAAAGCGGGCCCACUCCACUGAAAAUGAGUUUAGCACAUGUUCGUUUGCCGGACGCGACCCGAGACUUCCAUUUCACACGACCACCGCGGCCACUUGAGGCCAACCCCUUCCAAACCAGCACCCGCAAAUGACAUUCACCCACCGUCGCGAGCAUCUCCGCCGCGCUCAUCGGGCACUGGGGGUAAGGAGCAUUUUCAACAUGACAACGCUCGCGUUUCUAAUGGUGUAAGUUCGCCGAGUCGCUUGUCAAGAGCCUCUUGUACUUGGUCAACACGUACAAAAUGUGUUAUUAUAUGGUAGAGCCAAGCUGUAUGUUCAUUUAUCAUUGCCCGCCAAAGGUAAUUUGAAAGUCCAGUUUAUCCCUCGGCAAGGAAAAAGGCCUCCCUUGCCCCAUGCCUUAUGGGUUUCUGCUGCUGCUGCUGCUGUUCCCGUUGUAGCUGUGACAUUUCUCUAAUAAACUUGUCGUAAAGAUGUACGGUGGUGACGAGCGAAA